AUGGAUAAAAAUGGUCUAAGUCGAUUGUCAAUAUUAAAUUCAAAUGGAAAAGAAUAUUUAUAUCGUUUAAGAAGUUCACAUACUGAAAAUGAUGUUCUUCUACUUAUUGCUUAUCCAUCAAAAGACAUUGUGGCUUAUCUUCAAGGUCAAUGGAGAAAUGAAACAUUAAAUGUAACUUAUGAUAUAUUUAAUUAUACAACAAAUCAAUGGACAAAUGGAACAAUUAAGAAAACCUUUAAUGUAUUUAUUGAAAAAUAUUUUAUUGAAUGGGAUGGUCAAAAUUUCCUAAUGAAAAAGAAACUUUUUUCAAUCAAUCAUAAAUUUUAUGAUGAAAACCAAGAUGUCUUAGCUCAAUUUCGAAUGCGUUUUCGUUGGUUUAAUUGGUCAUUGAUAAAAUAUGAUUUGAAAAUAUAUUCAGAUAAAUUACCUGAUGCUGUGUAUUUUUUUUCAAUCGCCAUUGUAGAUCAUAACAAUAUAUUUCAAGAAUAA
Messenger RNA from Rotaria sordida, 489 nucleotides. NCBI's taxonomy places the organism in Eukaryota, Metazoa, Rotifera, Eurotatoria, Philodinida, Philodinidae. The record is from the annotation of a GenBank genome assembly.